Caenorhabditis elegans is the source of this 842-nucleotide messenger RNA. The record is from the annotation of a RefSeq genome assembly. Lineage: Eukaryota; Metazoa; Nematoda; Chromadorea; Rhabditida; Rhabditidae.
UUUGAUGACUACCAUCGCCUCUUUCCCGAUUCUCCAACUACCUGAGAAAUCUCUCAAAAUAGUGAUUCGAAGUCUGAAGUUGUAAGUCAGAAUAAAGUUCUCCCUCAUUUCAAAAUCUACAAAACGGACAGCAGAAUCGUUGAAUCUUCAGGCUAACCCCUUUUGGCUUAACAUUGAUGGGCAGUAUAACGUCUUUCUAUCACCGAAUUUCUUGGUUCCCUCUGGAAGUUGACCUGAAAACAUUUCUGGAUCAUGUCCAAAGUGUACUCCAUACGGAUAAACUUGAGUCUUUCGUUGUGCGCAGUGAUGAUUACGAUUGGAAAUUAAUUUAUGAAGCUCUUGACGGCUUGGAUAUUCCGAAGACCAAUAUACAAUGUGACUCUCAAAAUGUCUGGCUGCACAAACUUGUCCAUCAGUUUUCCAGACACUCCCUUGAGAUCAACCUUAGGAACUUCAAACAGUUCCGCCCGAUUUUAAGUUCAUACCGCCCGAAAUUGACUAUUUUUGCUGAUUUCACAGAUCUUCUAAGUGUAAACUGUGCACACUUGACAGCGCGCAGAAAUCUGUGUUCGAAGCAAGCGAAUAUUCCUAAAACAUUGGAUAAACGGAGGAUUUUAUGCACUCGAAUCUGUUUUUGUUAUAGUAUACAGAAACCGUGUGGAUGAAAUUUUUAAGGGUAUAAUGCACAAGGAUACAAGUGCAAGUGCAGAGGACUUAGACAUUCUUCCACGGUGGGUUUUGCCAAGAGCUGACUACGCAAGAGAUAUCUACAGAUGUGAUGGAAGACGGGCAACUGUUGUCAUUGAUACUUUAUCUUCGAGAAUGCAGGUUUGGAUCUCGAG